Cylicocyclus nassatus is the source of this 513-nucleotide messenger RNA. NCBI's taxonomy places the organism in Eukaryota, Metazoa, Nematoda, Chromadorea, Rhabditida, Strongylidae. The record is from the annotation of a GenBank genome assembly.
AUGAGUGUUGCCCAGGGAGGUGAUGUCGAAGAGGAAGAGCUAGGCGAGAGUUUCGGACGUCUACUGAUUGAAAAUGGGGACGAGGAAGAUGUUCACACCGAAGACGAUACCACUCAGGGGACGACACGGAGUGAAGAAGACGAAGAAAUCGAAGAUGAGGAGCUCGACAGCGAUGGUACAAAUGUGUCUUGGUCGGACGCUAUCACUGUGCAUAAUCCCUGGUUUUUUGACGAUGAGUGUGGCAUCGAUCAUACCAUUCUAGAGUCUUGUAGAGUUCCUAUCGAUUUUUUCAGCCUAUUUUUCAGCACUGAUAUGAUUGACCCUAUUGUCGUAGAAACAAAUAGGUACGGACAUAGGUACGGACAAGCAAAGGAUCACUCGUGGGCGCCUACUGAAGCCGAAGAAAUUCGCAAGUUUGUAGCCUUGUGUCUUCAGAUGGGAGUCGUAAAGCUACCUAUUUUGCGAGAUUAUUGGGGCUCUAGACCUGCUUUCGGCGGACGCGCAAUCGCUUAA